AUGGGUGGGAUGACGUCAUCAAUGGCGGCGAAGUUCGCGUUCUUUCCGCCAAACCCGGCAUCGUACAAGAUGGUGAGGGACGGAAUGACGGGGCUGUUGGUGAUGAGUCCGUUCCCACACAGGGAAAAUGUGGAAGUGUUGAAAUUGCCGACUAGGAAGGGGACGGAGGUAGUUGCACUCUACAUUCGACACCCCAUGGCUACCUCCACUCUUCUCUACUCUCACGGUAACGCCGCCGAUCUCGGUCAGAUGUAUGACCUCUUCAUCGAAUUGAGCAUCCACUUAAAAGUUAAUCUCAUGGGGUAUGACUAUUCCGGGUACGGACAGUCUUCCGGGAAGCCAAGUGAGCAAAAUACCUACGCAGAUAUUGAGGCUGUAUAUAAAUGUCUUGAGGAAAGCUAUGGCGCAAAGCAGGAGAAUAUCAUCCUUUACGGUCAAUCCGUUGGCAGUGGCCCCACUUUGGAUCUUGCAGCUCGUCUGCCUCUGUUGAGGGCUGUCGUUCUGCAUAGUCCUAUACUUUCAGGCUUAAGAGUCAUGUAUCCUGUGAAGCGUUCUUAUUGGUUUGACAUAUAUAAGAACAUUGACAAAAUCACAUUGGUUAAUUGCCCCGUACUGAUCAUUCAUGGAACUUCAGAUGAGGUUGUGGAUUGCUCUCAUGGUAAGCAGCUCUGGGAACUGUGUAAAGAGAAAUACGAACCACUAUGGCUUAAAGGAGGGAACCAUUGUGAUUUAGAGCUAUAUCCAGACUAUAUAAGGCAUCUGAAGAAGUUCAUAUCAACUGUGGAGAAAUCACCUUCCCAGAGAUACAGUUCCAGGAAGAGCACAGACCAGUUUGAGCAGCCUCGGAGGAGCACAGAUGUUUUCGAGGCUUCCAGGAAGAGCACUGACCGGAGAGAGAAACCAAGGCACAGCACCGACAGGCCAGAAAAAUUGAAAAAUCAGUCCAAUAAUGCCGACAAGCUAGAAAAACUGAAAAUCUCUUUUGACCAACUGGAAAGGUCCAGGAGAAGUGUGGAUUGCAUAGAGAAAUCCCGGAAAAGCAUUGACCACCAACUGGAAAGAGCUCGGAAGAGUGUUGAUCGGUUGGAUAGAAUAAGAACUGGGUAAUUUUUCCUACAGCAAUUCUAAAAUUCAUGCUUGGGUUUGGUGAUUCGUGCCUUUUUUUCUUUGUUUAAUUUAUGGUCUUCCAGCAUUUUAGUUGGUUUGUGGAAGCUCUAUAAUGGCAAAAAAUGAAAUAGGGUGUGGUGUCAAAAUGGGAUUGUAUCGAAUGUAUCCUUGCUCUUUUGCUUUUCUGACUUUAGAUAUCAUCCUGUUUCCA
Camellia sinensis is the source of this 1318-nucleotide messenger RNA. RefSeq lists its product as uncharacterized. The record is from RefSeq and is a predicted model, not a curated record. Lineage: Eukaryota; Viridiplantae; Streptophyta; Magnoliopsida; Ericales; Theaceae.